Acanthaster planci (crown-of-thorns starfish) is the source of this 3901-nucleotide messenger RNA. RefSeq names its product centromere protein I (gene cenpi). Lineage: Eukaryota; Metazoa; Echinodermata; Asteroidea; Valvatida; Acanthasteridae. Gene Ontology annotation, biological process: CENP-A containing chromatin assembly; mitotic sister chromatid segregation. Gene Ontology annotation, cellular component: kinetochore; inner kinetochore. The record is from RefSeq and is a predicted model, not a curated record.
UGAGGGCGCUCUCUCAUCAACGAUAGUUCCGCGCCUGAUAAUACACCGUUAACCUGGCUGCAAACAUCACAGGUUGCGAAUAUUCAUUUUGGAUUUUGUCACUUCAGUCCUAUCUAACUAUGGCAACCCCAGUUACAAAACAUAAAUCUCCAAGUAGACAGAGCACUGGCGGCAAAGACAAAUCAGCUGAGAAUUCAGGAAGUUACUCCAUCAGAGAUGCCACCAGGUUCUUUACAAGUGAAUCAUCUAAUAGAAAGGUCCGUGGGAACACUUUCUUGACAUUGGCCAUUCAGAUGGUGGAGACUACCGCAAAGAAGGAAGGAUUGUCCCCAGAGGUCAUAGGUCAACUUGUCGAUGUUGCAGCAUCUGCAAAGUUUCCGGAUUCAAUCAGUUCUCGUCUUGUGAAGAGUCUUCUUCCAUCAGAUAAGAUCCCCCAGGAUGCAAUGGUCAAAGCCAUUUCCUGGAUGUGUACCAACAGACCUUCCAAUGAAAUACAGAGCCUACUGCUGAGGUGGAUGAUUCUGACCUAUGACCUGUUAGAUGGGCUAGACAACCUCCAUGCACUCUAUGGAGUUGUUUUCCAUUUCAUUGAGAAUGAUGCAUUGUGUCCUCAUGUCUGUCAUCUGCUCUACCUUCUGACAAGGAAGGAGGACGUUUUGGUAUUCAGAGUUCAGCGACUUCUUAGUCUUCAGAAAAGAGUGGGCAUUCAACCUUACAUAACCGGCCUACUGUCUGUGUACAAGAUGUAUCGCCCUCAUCUAGUCUCUUUGGUGACUCCACCCACUCAGAGGGUAUUCUUCCGUCAGACUGAUCGGAUAUGGUCUGGUGAGGUUCAUAAGGCCAAGGAGAGAAUACAGCAGCGUACUAAUGGACCUGAAUCAGCCGUGGAACGGUUACAGGGUGUAGACAGAUUGAAAGCUAAGAGGAAGAAGCUGGAUGUUAUCCCGUCAGUGACCUCGUCAAUUCUAUCACUGGAUGUCUCAGGCGAUGCAGGCUACCAGUUGCCCGGUAGUCAUUACAGCAAAAUCCCGCUGCAGCACAUUAAAUCUUUUGAUGACCUGCUGAAAAAUAUGGAUAGAUUAGAGCUUCCUGGCCAGAUUGCUGCGGUGUUGGAUUCACCAUACCUCCAGCAUGCUAUCUGCUGUCACACAGAGCAACAUGUUGUACAAAGACUUAGCUUCUGGCUCUAUCAAAUGCUUCAUGAAGAGCUUCUAGACUACUCCUCAGAGGUGCCAAACUCCAGAGCCGAACGACUGCUACAGAUGCUCAUCAGCUUCACUGACUUCCUACAUGAGGAUGUUCCAGUGAGUGAAAACUUCUUGGUGAAAUAUCUUCACACAUGGAAUGGUUCAGAUUACAGACCAUAUAUCCUGAAACUCAUCACAAGGUUUAGAAUCUACCCCUUCCAAAAGUUGAAUGACCUUGUCUUAGAGCCUCUGCGAUCUCUGUUCUUCUGCUCCUCUGUCUUCUUCAAGUGCCAAGUCAUCUUUACCCUAACAGAGCUUCUGAGGAACUAUGUCGCUAUUGAGCUUCCUCGCCAUGCAGACACAGUCUGCAUGCAAGCUGUCAAGGAGGCUUCUGCUCUCCAAGCUGGUGAUGCUCAACUGUCACAGAAUCAGGUGUCAGUCUUUGAUGUUCAUGUGGGUAAUUUCCAGGCCCUGCACACCAUUCAGGAACUGACGGAAUACGUGGACAGAAUCAGUACAAUGGCACUUCUCAUUGAAAAGGAUCAUGUACUUCUGAUGCAUUAUGUAUUGGAAUUCUUUGAAUUGGUGUCCUGUUUACAUCUUCGCUAUGGAGUACCAUUUGUCUAUGUCCCAUCCUCUGGAUGCUUCUAUAGAGCUUUGUUUGCAAGUAAUGCCAUGGUCUGCUCGAGAGUCUGUAAAAUCAUCUGCAACUACAAAGAUGAGUUCCAGGCCUUGAAGAAGAUGGUUUCUAUUGAAGAUUCAGACAGCUUAUUUACUAACAACAUGAGGGACGGCAUCCAGCUACUCAACCAGUACAUCUUAGAUCUCAGCAAUGCUCUCUGGCGUAACAAGGCUUUCCUGACUACCAAUAAGACAAAAGUCUUUGAUAUCCCGGUUGCCUCGCUCCAAACAACAGGUGUAAAGCACAUCAACGAGGCAUUCUCGAUCCAUCUACACAUGGCAAUGUUGCCAUUUGCCAACAGCUUCCUUGAACAGACACAGCCAGUAGGUAAAAAGGUUCACCCAAGUCUGAUCCGUUCCUCGGAGCGAGACACCUACCUGGAUUUCCUCAAGAAGGAACGUUUGGAUGGUGUAGUGGCAUUCAUUAACACAUUCAUCAAACGUAACCAGACCGCACAACAUAAGCACCAAACAGCAAGCUGAAAGUAAAGCAGUGUUCAUCGAAUGUAACGUAGGCUUCAUUCCAAAAUGGUAUCUGUGAAAACAAGUUGGAACAGUUCAUCUGUGCACGGGUGUCGCUAGACCAUUUUGAAUGGGGGGGGGUGCCGCAUGAAAUUUGCCGAUGUACAGUCACGCAAAACGAGUGAACUGUAGUCUGAUUCCAUAGCCUGACAUCUACCUCACGGUAGUUAUGGGAGUUGUGAGCAUGAAAUUCAUCUUCUGUUCAUCGCCAUGGUUUUCUUGACCACUUCCACAACAGUUGAAUUAAAUCCACCCUUUCCGUCAGGUCUUUCUCACAGUUUAGCAACAGCAACAUGUCUAGUCUCCUAUCACCCAUGGUUCACCUGUAAAAAUUCUUAAUGAACUUCAGAUGGCUGAAGGUGCAUUCAGCUUCAAAAGUGCAUUUAAUAAUAAACACUUGUUGAGUGCUGUCUAUCUAGUGAACUAUUCUUUAUUUCUUUACAAUCGUCAUUUUCUCCCUUUUCCUUUGAUCUUCAUUCUCUGUUCUUCAUUUUUUAUUUUGCCAACAAACUAAUAUUUUGCAGACAUUAACUAACUGAUGGGGGGGGGGUGUUACACCCCCAACAUCCCCUCCUAGUGACCCGUGCAUCUGUUGUCUCAAUUCAGUGACUUUCUGCUCAACUUUUGGAACUCGUCAUGGCGUCAUUUUAAUUAUGCAGUUACACAUGUACAUGUAUAUACAAAAUUUUGAAGGGCUCAAAUAUUUCCAUGGUCAGGAAUCUUACAGACUAACUUCUCAAACUUAAUGUGCACAUGCAUUUGGCAUUUCACAGAACUAAAUUGCUAGAGUAGGCAUGUAACAGGUGCGUACCACCUGUUCAGGAGUUUUGUGCCACCCGGCAGUAAUGGCGUCUAAUUGUGCUUGUGGAAGUACAUUAUAGCAGCAAACACUAACGUACAUGUACAGGGUAAAUGCCAUAAAUAUUUACAUAUUUGGUUUUGCAGUGAUCAACAUGUACAUAAUUAAUUUCUCCAUCAUACUUAAACUCUCUCCUCUUGGAAAACAUCCAGGGUUGUAAUACAGCAGAACACUGUUAUAAAAAGGUCCUUUGGACUUUACAAAUUACCUUGUUAUAGUAGUUACCUUGUAUUAAUAGCCAUGGAAACAAACAACUUUGUAUUAACAGUGCUCUUCUGUGGCUGUAUACCUUUCAAAUGGGAGUUGUGUGUGUUGCCCAACUGACAGAAAUAGAAAUGAAAUUUAUUUGGGUGAUUUUUAAUUUUCCAUGCUUUUUUGUGAUCAUUGUAUAUAUGUAUUGAAAUAUAUUAAAUGUAACUUUGGUUUUUCACCAUCUUAAGAUGAACCACUUCAAAUACUUGUAGUAUUUCCACAAAUACUUCAGUUUAUAAGGCUUGGCACGAAGGAAACAAUUGUAGUGAAUUUUUGGCCUAUUUUUUGUGAACUUGACACACUCCAACAACUUUUGCGAAAAUUCCUAUUGACUUUUAUGAUAUAAAAUGCAAGUAUCGAGCAUUAAAAUCAAAUAAAAGAGUUUCUGCUUGUUUUUAUA